AUGGCCGCCGAGGUAUCGAGUAGCCCAAUCGUUCUGGAUGGAUCGACCGAUCCUGAAAAGGCGGCCACUGAAGUCGCGUCGAGUGUGAACCAGCUCCGGAUCAGCGACGAACCUGCACAAACCGCCGACAACCCCCCCGUUGCAGCUCCUAAAAAGACGCUGAGUCUGCCACGCAGCUCUGCCGAUGGAGUCAUCAGGACACCCCUUGCCGAACCUCUCGAGACUGCGAAGCCUGCUGCAAGACCCCCAUUGACAGAUGAGCAAAAGACAAAAUAUGCAACGUUGCUGAAGAAUGUGUCAACGUGGACCGAACUACCAGAGACUUCCGCCAAAGGCUCGAAGCGAGCGCCCCUGACCGAUUCGGAACGAAUAUUCCUCACUCGCGACUGUCUCUUGCGCUACUUGAGAGCUACGACCUGGCAUGUGGCACAAGCUGAAACUAGGCUGAAGAAUACAUUGAUCUGGCGGCGCGAAUAUGGGCUGGCAAAGCUGACGCGGGAUUACAUCUCGAUUGAAAAUGCCACUGGCAAACAGUUGAUUCUGGGCUGGGACAAUAGCGGAAGACCGUGCCAAUACUUGAGACCAUCCAAGCAGAACACCGAGCGAAGUGAACGCCAAAUCCAGCAUCUGGUGUUCAUGCUCGAACGAGCCAUUGAUCUGAUGCCUGCUGGACAAGAGACGCUGGCCUUGCUCAUCAACUUCGCGGAGACAAAGGCCGGACAAGGUGCAACCUUGUCUCAGGGAAGGCAAACACUGCAUAUCCUUCAGAAUCAUUACCCAGAACGCCUCGGCCGCGCCUUGGUGGCCAAUGUCCCGUUUUACAUCUCGGGUUUCUUCAAAUUGAUCACACCUUUCAUCGACCCAGUGACACGAGAGAAGAUCCGGUUCAACGAAGACAUGGGUCUGCAUGUACCCAGGGAGCAACUGUUGAAAGAGAGUGGGGGUUAUGUCGAGUUUGAGUACGUUCAUGAUGAAUACUGGCCGGCCCUCAAUGACUUGUGUGACCUGAAGAGGUCGGAAGCUUGGGAGAGAUGGGUGAAGGGAGGCAAGAGGAUUGGUGAGUAUGAAGCUUACCUCAAGGGAGCAGAAAAGAGUCUAGCCGAACGGGAGAAGGAGGACGCGGCAGCGAAUGCUGGGGCUGUCGCCGCAGCAUAG
Messenger RNA from Capronia epimyces CBS 606.96, 1155 nucleotides. RefSeq lists its product as uncharacterized. The transcript has a single exon. The record is from RefSeq and is a predicted model, not a curated record. Gene Ontology annotation, molecular function: phosphatidylinositol transfer activity. Lineage: Eukaryota; Fungi; Ascomycota; Eurotiomycetes; Chaetothyriales; Herpotrichiellaceae. The coding region runs from base 1 to 1155 and encodes 384 amino acids.